This is a messenger RNA of Python bivittatus (Burmese python), 661 nucleotides long. The record is from RefSeq and is a predicted model, not a curated record. Lineage: Eukaryota; Metazoa; Chordata; Lepidosauria; Squamata; Pythonidae.
UGAAGGAAAAGAACUAGGUUAAAAAUAAGAAAGCUGAGAGAGGGUAUAAAAGGGAAGUGUCCAAUAACCAUAGGUUGAACCAAACUGAACAAGAGCUGCAGCUGACAAUAAAAAUCUCGCAGGAAACUUAAGUCUCCGGUGACAAAUAAGACUCUCAACCAAGACAGGAUGCAUAUGACCCAACUGCUGAGCCAAAGGGAUAUGGGAGGCAAACAAGCUGGGCUCUAUUGUCUUAGCAUAUGCUUUACAGACAUUUUUAGAAUUUGAGCUCAAAGUGAAAUCACUCAGUUCAUUGCUCCUUCAUGCAGCAAAGAUGGAGAUUCCUCAGCAGGUAUUCUGGCAGCUGCUGCUUUUGGGACUGACAAUCCAGCCCAGUGAAGAGGUAGAAGCCUUGUGUUCUGGGACCACUUGCUACACACUGAAUUUUGGAAGGUUCAGCUGGAUGGAAGCUCAGCAAAAGUGCAGAGACAAUGGGGGUAACCUGAUGACUCUGAAAAGCCAAGAAGAGGCUUUGCUUGUCCAGCAGCUGCUGGCCAAGAUGCCCAAAGGGGAAGCUGGCACAGUUGUGGAGCUGAAGUAGCAUGUGGACCCCAAGGAGAGGAGAUACCUAACAUCUUCCUUGUGUGCAAGCCACAGCCAAACAGCAAUAUCUCUGAAUGGA